Molecule: messenger RNA, 1713 nt
Organism: Daldinia decipiens
Lineage: Eukaryota; Fungi; Ascomycota; Sordariomycetes; Xylariales; Hypoxylaceae
Product: flavin reductase like domain-containing protein
Exons: 2
Coding region: 203-1180 (325 amino acids)
Molecular function (GO): FMN binding; riboflavin reductase (NADPH) activity
Source: RefSeq, a predicted model, not a curated record
GGCCCGGUUGCGGCUGUCAGAUCCGUUAUCAUCAUUAUCUUUAUCGUUAUCGUUAUCGUUAUCGUUAUUUACCAUCUUAUCGGGAUUUUUAAGCGGAAGCUUUCUAACUUCAGCUCAUCGACCUUGAUUUCUUCUUUCAACGAUGACGACAAAAAAAGAGCCAAUUGGGCUUUAGCAAUAGCAUUGGUCUUCAUGGACUGAAAUGAAGAGCCUUGAUGGUCUGCAGUGGACGUUGAAGUCCGCAAGGCCACGAUAUGCUUCCUUCUACACCAUGCCAAGAGCUCAGGUGAGCUUCUUAACCUGGAAGAGUUCCGGACAAGCCGGUUCUCCUAGAUUGUUGUGUCACAGCAAAAUACUCGAGAGGCCAGUCAAGCCCUCGAAUCCUACACGACAUGUUCUAUCUCGGCCUAUGCGCGCUGUCAUGCGCCAAAUUCCACACCCCGUAGUCGUUAUUACGACUCUGGAGAACGCGCAUAGUAUAGCCGAGGUCAGAGAUUGGUCCAAUGAUCAGGUCCUACCUCCAGUCCCCAGAGCGAUGACUGUAUCGUCAUUCACGUCUUUAUCUGUCGAUCCCGUACCGCGGGUCACCUUUAAUGUUUCUCUGCCGAGCACAACUUAUCAAGCCCUUAUGAAAUGCGGGAGGUUCAAUGCUCAUAUACUCAGUAGCGAUGACCAUGGUGUUAGGAUCGCGGAUUUAUUCACUCGAGGUAAUAGGCUUCCGGUAGCCGAGGAGACAACUAGAAACGUAGGACAGCCAGACCUAGGUGUCCUAGCGGGUUUAGAAAAGAUCGGGGUUCAGGUGUUAGGGCAGGAGAGAUGGCAACAAGAAUGGGAGCAGGCUAAAGACUACAGAGAAAAAGUCGCUGCCACCGGAGCUAUGAAUAUGAAUAACCCUGAUAUCGACUUGCCGCCAUCAGGCACUCUGCCGGUGUUACAGGGCCAAGGCGUUAUGCACGUGUUAAAGUGUGAAUACCGUCACUUAUCGCCUCCUGUAAACGGAGACUUUGAUCAUCAUGCUAUUGUCAUCGGCGAGGUCCUGGACAUAAUACCCGGAGAGUCUAAGAACGACAAUAGCAUUGCACUCGCGUAUGCGGACAGGGCAUACCGACAAAUAGGAGAGAAGCUGCUAGACAGACCUACAUCUGACCAAGAAUCCUCUUCAGGAAAACAAGGAAAUUAGGCCUUCGAUGAAGAUUUAACACCAAUCUCCGUCUACUCACGAACAUUAGCAAGCCACAUGCGUAACUGCACAGCUCUCAAUUCUAAUGCAGAGCGAAACAUAACUCCUCAAACAUCCGCUAUUCUUAUCGUACGCAAAAUUAUAUGAGACAUGGUCCUAGUCGCGUUCAUCAUAAGGGAAAGGCUCUUAUAGCGAGGCAAGGUAGCAAUAUCAAUUUUUGUAUUCUCAGCUCUGCUUUCUCGAUGAUCGAGAUUUUAAAAGGAAUUUACCAUACUUAGGGGAUGGUCAUAAAUCAAUCACAUACUACCUAUUUAUAUCUCAAAAGCAUAGUUUAAACACCGCUCAGUAGAGCUCAGGCCGCUAUUCCCGCUGCCAAAUGAUCAUUUAAGUCAAAAUCCUAGGACGACUUUUUAGAGAUAGAACUGCCACAUUCAAUACUCCCGUCGUCGAGAACUAUUUAUUAUUGUCCCGUCUAGUACGCUGGUUGCGAGAAUAAUCCGCUACCUUGGUUUCAACGCCGUCGUUUUCUUUCG